AUGUCUAGGAGAGCCUUUUGGGAUCAGAUUAGUAGCCUUAGGGAUAGUAUUGAAGACAAGUGGUUGGUUGUAGGGGAUCUUAAUGUUGUCUUGUUCACUGAUGAGAAGAAAGGAGGGGGACCUCCUAGAAACGAAUCAGUGAUCCCUUUCAAAGCUUUUGUUGAAGACAAUGCAUUAAUGGACCUGGGAUUUAAAGGCUACCCUAACACUUGGUCGAAUAAUCAGGAAGGCCUCAGAAGAAGAGAAGUUCGACUGGACAGAGCACUCUGCUCUAUGACUUGGUUUGGCCUCUUUAGUAAUGCCACCAUCUAUCAUGAACUUCCUAUUGAAUCAGACCACAGCCCAUUGCGCGUGGAUCUUGAGGGGUCAAUGUUGAAGUCAAAACCGCCCUUUCGGUUUGACAUUAGAUGGUUACAACAUGAAGAGUUUCAUGACAUUGUCAACCAUAAUUGGGAUUUUGAUAACCAAUCACAAGACAUCUUACGCAAGUGUGAAGAGGAGCUGAGAGAAUGGGCUAAGCAAGUCUAUAAUAAUCAAAACAAAAGGUCGGUUGAUAUUCAGAAAAGGCUUGAAGAAAUCAUGUGUUGUGACCGAUCCCAAGAGAUUAUUCUAGAGGAAAAGAAUCUCAUGAAUGAGUUGGCUGCGAUAUGGAAAGAUGCGGAGCUCUUCUGGAGCCAAAGAUCAAGAGUCAGCUUUCUCAAAGAAGGAGACCAAAACACUAGUUUUUUUCAUGCUUCAACUGUGCACCGAAAACAGAGGAAUAAAAUUAGUUCGCUCAAGGACGAGGAGGGAGCCAUCAUCACAAAUCCGGACGAGCUCACGGAUCAUGUGACAACAUUUUAUCAGACACUCUUCACUCGAGCGGAGAGGAUUGAUAGUUCAGCUUUGCAAGAUUUUCCUAAACUUGUCACAAAUGAAAUUAAUGAAGCAUUGGUUCUUAUCCCAACCAACGAAGAGAUCAAGCAAGCUGUCUUUGACUUAGGAUCAACAAAAUCACCCGACCCUGAUGGAUUUGCUGGGUUGUUCUUCCGCCGUUUUUGGACUAAAAUUGGCCCUCGGUUCUGUAAGGAAGUUCAGGUUUUCUUCCAAACCUCGAUAAUGCCUCAAGGGUGGAACGACACACAUAUUGCUCUGAUCCCCAAAGUACUUUCACCGGAAUCAAUUAAGCAAUUCAGACCAAUUAGCUGUUGCAAUUUCCGGUAUAAAGUGUUGUCCAAGAUAAUGUCAAAUCGAAUAAAAAGGUGGCUGCCGGGUCUUGUUUCUGAAUCCCAAGCUGCUUUUACUGGGGGAAGGCUUAUCCAAGACAAUAUUAUCAUUGUUCAUGAAGUUCUACACCAUUUUAAGACUCGCCGGAGCGGGAAUUGGGAUAUGAUGGUUAAGCUGGAUAUGAGUAAAGCUUACGAUUUAGUCGACUAG
Messenger RNA from Linum trigynum, 1416 nucleotides. The record is from the annotation of a GenBank genome assembly. Lineage: Eukaryota; Viridiplantae; Streptophyta; Magnoliopsida; Malpighiales; Linaceae.